This is a messenger RNA of Emiliania huxleyi CCMP1516, 392 nucleotides long. RefSeq lists its product as hypothetical. NCBI's taxonomy places the organism in Eukaryota, Haptophyta, Isochrysidales, Noelaerhabdaceae. The coding region runs from base 15 to 392 and encodes 125 amino acids. The record is from RefSeq and is a predicted model, not a curated record. The transcript is spliced from 6 exons.
GCGCUCGGUGAAAAAUGCUGGCGCGGGCAGCUCGCCCGGCGGCGCGACGAGCCGCGCUUGGGCCGUUGCGGCGUGUUGCGGGAUCGCAGAGGGCCAUGGCUGCGGGCUUCACCCCUCCCAAAUACCACACCGACUUUGCACCGGACCUCGUCGUGGAGGGCAUCCCCGACGACCCGCUCUCGCAGCCAAAGGUGUACGAGAAGGAGAUUUGGGACAACCCCGACAUGCUGCUGCGAGGCUGUGAGGGACCUCGCCAUUGCCUUCGCUCUCGCACGUUCGCCACGAUGUUUGGCGAGCGGAUGCGGCCGGUGGAUCCGCCGUUCGACCUCAAGCGAGAGCACGGGCUGCCAGAGGGAGACGACGACGACGAGGAGGAGGAGGACGACGAGUAG